GGAGUCGAGUCGAAUAAAAGCUCAAAGCUGCGCAUCGCUUAUUUCAGCUUAUUUCCCGUUGCAAGUGUGAUUCCGUUUUCAAAAUGCUUUUUUCUGUUGGGUUUUUGAAACUUUCUUACCAGUACGUUUUACCUUAAUCGUUGAUAUUUCAUGAAGAACUACUUUUCACGCUGUGCAUUUUCGAUUUCGAAGCGAUGAUCUCAAUUUUGUAGCAUUUUAUAAGAUAACAUCAUGGAUGUCAUAGAAUCAGAUUAUAGCCAAGUUUUUUCUCUGCACAAUGCAUUAUUUGCAGAAGAUAUCGAACAAGUAGCAUUUUCUUUCAACUUCAAAUCUCAAAUAGUAGCCCUAGUGUUAAGCAAUAGUGACAUUAUUCUUUGGAAGGCUGCUUCAAACGAGGAAAAUCCUAUAAUACGAUGGAUUCCUUGGAAAAAUGAACCAGGUUCAAAAGUACAAGCCAUAGCUUUUCAGCCAGUUUCGGUGGAAACCGUAGCGGAGGACAAAACUGAACUUCUAAUCAUCACUCAAGAUGGGAGUAUGUACAUAAUAAAUGUAAAUAAAGUCAUUGGCGAAGAACCUAUGCAACAGAAUUGUUUGAAAUUUCACUUGUAUCCUUCAUGUCCAAUAGCUGAUUUCACACCAACAGCUAUCGUAUGGUGGGAUUCUACUCAUUAUAGACACAAAGAUAUUGCUGUCAUAGGUGGCACUAAUGGGCAGAUAGUAUUUUUCAGCAUAACUCAUGCAUGUUACAUGACUGUUUUAAGCACAACUUCUAAAUCUCCUAUAUUUUCUUUAUCUAUUUGUUGCGACUUUUUUCGCGAUUAUUCUUACUUAUUGAUCACUAAUGACUUAAGGCAGCAAUGGAAAUUACUCCUGGAAAAAGAAGUUAAUGGAGAUUCUGUGGUUCUAUUAGCGUUUGAAGAGAAUGAUGUGCCCAGUGGUAGCAAACCAGAAAAAACUACAAAAACAUCUACACUGACUCAAAAAUCAAGAUUACAAGAAUUCAAACAAAUGUCUGUUGAAACGUUUGCUUUGCUGAAACAGAAACUCAAUGAAUCUCGUAGACCAAAUAUAGAAAGGCCACGAAUCGGCAAUGUAAACAUAGAACAUUCGGAGAUACAGUCAUGUGAUUGUUACGGUGAAGCAUUUUUAUCAGUUCAGCAAUAUAAAAAUAGACGAGUCUUGACUGGAUUGUUUAUACCAGAAUCUGUGCUAUUGCUGUACCUUCAAAGCAAAGACGCUAUGACGUUGAUACAUCACAAGUUUAAAAUAAGUCCUCUAGUCACAACUUUACUUCUAACCAACACAUUCGUUUAUGUUGCUGAUAUAAUGGAAACUCAACAUAGGAUACUCAUAUUUUCUACUCGCUUAUCAGAAUCUAAAAAAAUCGAGCCAAUUGAGUAUAACCCUGCGAGCUUUGUUCAGAGUUUCUUAUUCCCAGAAGAAGAACGAAUCAUUAAUUUAUUCAAAAUGGAAAAGAAACUUCCAAAAUCCCUGAAUGAAGUAGACGCUAGCACCGUUUCUUCUAACGCAGAGUUACCUCAGCCACGACCUGGAAUUAAGCAAGUGCGAUUGGAAGAUGAAUGGAGUGAAGCUUGUUUAGUAGUUACAAACAAGGGAAUUUACAUAAUUAGUUUAAGGGAUAAUCCAGUAGAAAUGGCUAUGGAAUCAAUCAGAUUUGACGUUUGUAUGGUUCGAAAGCUUUCCAUGAUCUUCAAUUUAUCACUCUCAAAACUUAUUGAACCUUUGACUGAUAGACUUUUGGAAGAGAAAAAAGUCGAUGAAGCUUUGGCAUUAAUUACUGCAACUGAGUGUUAUUCAGGGAAAAUGACUUUGAAGUUGGCCAGCAUGGGAUAUGUGACCGAAUUACUUUCGUAUACAGAAAAUUUAUUAAACUUUUCUGACUUGGAUUUACCAUUAGUUGAACGUAUUCAUCUGUCUAAUUUUGUGGUCACAUGUUAUGCUGAACAGUAUCUCGGAGAUUCGCAAAAUGGCACCCUUCAUAAAAGAUUCAUGAAUUUUUUAAAAACCAAUUAUCACUACGACGAAGAAGUGAAUAUUCACAUUUUGGCAAAUUAUAAAUUAUGUUCUUUUGUCCAUUUUUUGACUGUAUGGAGAGGGUUAUACUUCGACGGAAGCAUAGCGUUGACCAAUCUGUUAGUUCAGAAUCAAAGUGAUAAAUUUAAAAACGUGCAUCAUUUUGACGGAUUCUGGCAACUUUUUAGCGAACCAUCAUUGAUAGACGCGUUUGUUUUGAAUCCACGUACAUUACAUCUUCAUAUUCAGUUUUUAAGAUCGCAUUUGAAUGAAAUGCCUGGAUAUAUUUUAAAAAGAUUGUAUGACUUUUACGAUCCCACGAAACCUGUAUUGAAACCGGCUAUAUGUCGUAUGUUGAAAAUGACUAAAGAAGAUUACUUGGAAGGAUAUGAUUUUCAGAAUGACAAAUGGGGAAAUGACGCCAACAUGUAUGACUGGGUGACAAAUUUUUUGUUCCUUCAUAUUCACUUGUAUAAAUAUCAAAAUUUCGAUUACGCUUUGAAUAAAUACGUUUCCACUGUUCUUCAUACCACUAUACCUCAAAAAAAUACAACUGUUGAGACCGAAGUCGCCACAUUUCCUCCGCCUCCAGCUCUUAGUGCUGGAUUUGCGCAUGCUGCUGUGGUUAGAAAUGGAUCUCUGGUUACUUGGGGACAAGCAUCUUAUGGUUGCUUAGGUAUCGGAGCAACUUUAUCGCAGAAUUGCGCUCCUGCUUUGAACACAUGGUUUGAAGAUCACAGAAUACAAGUGAAAUACGUUUCCUGUGGCAAACAUCAUACACUAGCGUUGACAGAUAAUGGCUUAUACGCUUGGGGUUCUAAUAAAUAUGGUCAAUUAGGAAUCGGUCAAGUGGGCCAAUCUGUUUAUCCUCGUUUAAUCGAAUCAUUAGCAUCAUAUUCGAUCGUUUUCAUGGAUGCUGGCCAGUAUCACUCCUUAGCUAUUGAUGUUUCUGGAAGAUUGUGGACUUGGGGAUGGGGUGUUUAUGGUCAAUUAGGUCAUGGCGACACCGAUGAUCAAUUUUACCCAAAACUAGUUGAAAAACUGAAAAAGAAAUUUUCUGUCAGUGCCUGUGGAGGCCAAGCUCAUUCGAUAGUUUUAACGAAAAACGGUAAAGUUUUCACUUUUGGUUGCAAUACUUACGGACAGCUUGGAAUCGGUACCACAGUGAAAAGUUCCACACCUGUUAAAGUUUUUGGAAUACAAGAAAAAAUCAUUUCAAUUGCUACCAAUUAUUUUCACAAUCUUGCUCUCUCGGAUACAAACAGAUUAUACACGUGGGGUUGCAGUCCUCAAAUUCUAAAACUUCACGCGCAAUCACAUAAACGAGCUCGUUCCAUGCAGAAUUUUCAAGAAAGAAAUGAAAAUCUAGAAUCAGCGAUGAAUAAUGAAGAUAACGUAGUAGUUAUUGAGAAUCCUCCUUUCGAACAUUCAGUUACGCCUGUGGAUAAUGGAAAACAUCUAAGCCCCACGUUGGUGGACACAACUCCCGUCCAAGAGAAAAUUUUACAGGUUUCUUGUGGACUUUUUCAUUCGGCUCUAUUAACAACCAAUAAUCAAAUCUAUACUUGGGGGCGCAAUAUGGAUGGACAACUGGGCAACUGCAAACGUCAAAAUGAAAUCACUUCACCCACUUCCGUCAAUAUUUUUUCAAUUAAAUUACUACCUGCUAGUAAACAACAGCUGGAUUUAUUGAGUAGGCCAACCUGGCGAAUCACCUGUGGCAAAGAUUAUACUUUGGCAAUGGAAAUGGAAAGUCGUCUUUUUGGAUGGGGCAAUAAUUGCUGUGGUCAAUUGGGAACAUUACCCCAAGAGGAUAUCAGUAUUAAAAGAUACCUAAAUGGAAAGUUUAUCGUGAACAAAUAUGCUAAAAGAAUGAUUAAGUUGUCACAUGGAGGCAUAAAUAUUAUCGAAAAGCCUAUGGAAAUACAAAAUUUCCCCAAAGUACAACUGAUGUUCAAUAAUGAAGAAAAUGAAAGCCCAUCUUCGCAGGUGGAAUGUGAUUUAGAAUUACCUGGAGUUAGCCAGUCAAAUUUUCCUAUAAUUGAUACAAAAACGCUGUUUUCCGAAUUAAAAACUUCGAGGGAUCAAAUUUUACACUAUUAUUUGGAAGUUUUCCAUAGAUUUUAUAAUGUAGAGUUUCUGUUGAAUACUUGCGCGGAAAAUAAUAAUUACCAAGCUGUAUCGAAGAUGUGCUGCUUAAAUUACCAGUUUUAUGACGCUUUCUUUUUCGGCCUAAAAUCUUUACUUCUGUACGUGCAAGAGAAUUAUAUUUUUAGCUCAUUCAAAAAUAGUUACGACGGGCAAUCGAAAAACAGAAUAAUUCCGAAAAAUAUCUUAAAAACCAAAGAGAAUAUCGAAGAUGAUGCCAAUUGUGGGAAAAAGGGAGUGAUAUUUGAAUUUAUGGAAGAUGUUGUUAUGGAGGCUGUAUAUAUGUUUGAAAAUUUCUACAAAAUGAUUCUCAAAUUUACUCCGGAUAAAAUAGGACCAUUUUUACGCAAAAGUGUAUCAGUAUGGAUAGCUUGGGAAUUACCGCUUCAACCCUUGGAAUGUUUCUUUUCUGCGAAUUGGGACCAAGUUUCGUAUCCUUUAGCUGUGUUUCUAUUUUGUGAUCAUUACAGAUCUUUAACACACUUCAACGAUCAAGAUCUGAAAAAUUCUAGUCAAAUUGAAAAUACAUUGAAAAAGGAAAGAAAGCGAUAUAUUUCCACGUAUUUACAAACAAAAAAAUAUCCAUUUUCCAGUAAAACAAAAUAUCCAUUUAUGAAUAAUACCGAUUGUAAAGCGUGUUAUCAGAAUUUAUAUCAGUAUAAGUCUGACGCUCAUUUGGAACCGGAUGACCCCAAGUACAAACUCAGUUCUACAGAAAUCCUUCAAAAUCUAUCGGUCCAGUUUACUUUAAAACUUUGUCACGUUAUCAUCGACUCCAUGUCAGUAAAAACCAAUUCCGAAUACGAUGAAUUUAUUCGCUUAUUACACGAAGUUGUGUUUGCGCCUAGCGUAUUGAAAUCUGACAACAGAAACGCCGAUGAGGUUCUUUCUGCUGUAUUUUCGGCUUUAUCAAGAAAUCAGUCGUCUAGGAAGAAAUUUGUUCACAUAACUUACAACGAACUACACGAACAACCUAUAUCGAAUAAAUUUGUCGUAUUUUCUUGCGGCCAUUAUUUCAUCAAUCGAAGUACCUUUGAAAAAGAGGUGAACACGGUUGUACGCGAAUUAGAAAGCUUGCAUUUAGUCAGCACCAGCGAACUUGUGAAACGAUUGUUCAGCGAUCUCUGCUAUACUACCUGUUGCCCUAAUUGUCUAUUCCGAUACGUGGAGUACGAGAACCAUUGAUGAAAAAUAAUUAAAUUUAUUUAAUUUAAGUAUGUUUGCUUCACAAUUAUUGUUCGCACCGGUAUCGGUAUUGAAAUCGUACGAUAAACUUAUACGACUUUUAAUUAAAUUUACUUCGGAAUAUCGUUCUUGCGGAGGAAAGUUCCGUCAAGUUGACGCAUAUUUUAAAGCAAGGUAGACUCAUUUGAGGAUUUCUAAUGUAACGAAGUAUUAUUUCGAAUACGCAUUUCGUCGUAUUGAGGAUUUUCGAAGCGUUAUUUACGUACCUACGUCUACGAACAUCACAUUUUGUCGAAUAUUUUGUUGUGAUCUUUUUACAGUUUGUCAUCAAAUUUGAGGGUUUUCCGUCCAAAGUGUUGAAUUAAGUAAUCGAAGUGAAUAAGUUUCCAGUAUUUCAUUUCCCUUUCUAAAAAAUUAUGUGACACCUUUCAUCCCGAAUAAGGUUUUUAUUUUUCAAAGAUUUUGGUAAAGGUCGCGUAUUCUGUUACCUAAUUUCCAAAAUUGAAAAAUGCGCGGUUCCGAACGAACUUGCACAAUUGGCCACUCUUCAGUAGAAUCUUUAAGUUUAUUGUUGAGCCUCGAUUCGUUCAAGCAGAAAUAAUCUCUAGUUUUUCGAUGGACUAGAAAAAAUGUCCUAUUUUUAAAAUUUUUAAUCACUUUCAGAAUCUACUUGCCAGGACCUCAUCAGUUUUGUUCAAAUUUUUUAUUGAUGAAUUUUGGGGCCAAAAGAGUAGGUACCUAGUCCAUAAAAAAAUUCAACUGCCCAAUCAAAAUACAUUGAGGGUUCUGCAGAGGUUCAAAUUUGCUAAAAUAUCCAAAAAUGUCAAUAAAACUGUCAAAAAAUUGCAUAAAUUACGAAAAAAAUUAAAUCAUUAGUUUUGCCUGAGAAAAUAUUGUUUCCGGUCAUAUUUCAACUAGGUACAUACAAUCAUGUUUCGAAGCUCAUUUUAUGUAUCAGUAAGGAAAAUAAUAUUUUUGAGAGUCCAAUUUUUCAAAAAAUUGUGUUGAAUUUUAAAAAUUACUACUCACUGGGCAGCUGCAACUUUGAGAGCGACCACCUUAUAUUUUAACCUUAUUUUAACUACUGUGCUCUGAAUUCUGGUGCUUGCCGAAUAUGUACAAAAUGUGAGCAAGGAAGGUCACUGUGAAUUGAUGAAAUAUGUAUUCUCAUUUCUCGCCGAUCUCAAAUUAAAGUUACCGGAAUGUACUACUACGUUAUAAUGAAUCAAAAUAACGUGGUAUUUAAUAUUCAAAUCGUAACCAUCUGAAAUGUAUAACAUGUAAAUCAUUUUCAUAGUAAUACAUUUUUUUUAUUAUGUAUUGCGAUGUAAGUACUUGCUGCUGUUACGUGUAUACCUACCUAUCGAUUAUUCAAUAUGUAUUAUUAGCCUAUUGUGUUUUUUGAUGUUUAAAAAAUAAAACCGCACGAAAAAAAAACCUCUCAAUAUGAAA
This is a messenger RNA of Planococcus citri (citrus mealybug), 6819 nucleotides long. RefSeq names its product claret (gene ca). The coding region runs from base 232 to 5367 and encodes 1711 amino acids. The record is from RefSeq and is a predicted model, not a curated record. Lineage: Eukaryota; Metazoa; Arthropoda; Insecta; Hemiptera; Pseudococcidae. The transcript is spliced from 31 exons. Gene Ontology annotation, molecular function: protein binding.